GGGCCGCGGUACAUUGUGGGAGGGUAGAAGAAUGGCGGCGUGCGUAAGGCAGACUCUGUUUGGGGUGGCGAAGGGCUGGCGGCGGUUUGAGGGGCUCUGGGCCGGUAGCCUGGGUUUUCGCAGCCUGGCCCUUGCGGCUGCACCCUCGAGCAGCGGGUCUCCAUGGCGCCUUUUGGGCGCGGUGUGCCUGCAGCGGCCACCGCUGGUCUCGAAGCCGCUGACUCCAUUGCAGGAAGAGAUGGCGGCUCUACUACAACAGAUUGAGGUAGAGAGAAGUAUGUAUUCAGACCAUGAGCUUCGUGCUUUGGAUGAAGCCCAACGACUGGCAAAGAAGAAAGCUGACUUGUCUGAUGAAGAAGAAGAUGAACAGAAUAUAUUGCUGGUGCAGGAUUUGGAAGAUGUAUGGGAGCAGAAAUUUCUACAGUUUAAACCUGGAGCUCGCAUAACAGAAGCCGAUAAAAAGAAUGACAGAACUUCACUGCAUCGGAAGCUAGACAGGAACCUUGUUCUCUUGGUCAAAGAGAAGCUUGGAGACCAGGAUGUUUGGAUGCUUCCCCAGGCAGAGUGGCAGCCCGGGGAAACUCUCCGGGGAACAGCGGAGCGAACCCUGGCCGCGCUCUCAGAAAACAACCUGGAAGCCAAGUUCCUGGGAAAUGCCCCCUGUGGCCACUACAAGUUCAAGUUCCCUCAAGCUCUGCGGACAGAGAGUAGCCUCGGGGCCAGAGUGUUCUUCUUCAAAGCGCUAUUAACUGGAGACUUCUCCCAGACCGGGAAGAAGGGCCAUCAUGUCUGGGUCUGUAAGGAGGAGCUGGGUGACUAUUUGAAACCGAAGUACCUGGCCCAGGUUAGGAGAUUUCUCUUGGACCUCUGAUGGGCGGUGCUGCCAGUGGACGAUCCUCGACCAGGCCUGUGGUCGGGACCUCGAGGACAUUAUGUGCUUGUCCCGUCUGUGCAGGGAACAGCAUGCAGCCAACUAAAUUCAGAGAAAUAAACGAGUUUAUCAUUG
Messenger RNA from Zalophus californianus (California sea lion), 1006 nucleotides. RefSeq names its product mitochondrial ribosomal protein L46 (gene MRPL46). NCBI's taxonomy places the organism in Eukaryota, Metazoa, Chordata, Mammalia, Carnivora, Otariidae. Gene Ontology annotation, cellular component: mitochondrial large ribosomal subunit. The transcript has 4 exons. The coding region runs from base 32 to 871 and encodes 279 amino acids. The record is from RefSeq and is a predicted model, not a curated record. Gene Ontology annotation, molecular function: structural constituent of ribosome.